AUGGCGGUGUUCAAUGUUUUCCGAGUCGCGGGUGAUCUUUCCCACCUGGCAUCAAUCUUUGUGUUGAUGUGGGCCAUCCACAGGAACAAGAGUGCUGAGGGUAUUUCGCUCCUCACGCAAUUACUAUAUGCCCUCGUCUUUUUCACACGCUAUCUCGAUCUGUUCUCCGGUGAAUCAUGGACCUUGAUAGGCCCUGCAGGGUCUGCUGUACUAUGGAACACCCCCUUGAAGAUCUUCUUUAUUGCCUCAUCCUUCUACGUGAUCUAUCUGAUGAUGCGGGUCUAUCCUCGGACAAGAGAAAGGGAGCGUGCUUGGAAGCUGGGUACGUGGUCGGUCAUUGGAUCGGUGGCCCUGGCCCCGAUUGCUGUACUCAUUGAGUAUAGCAGAUUCCCCUCGUUCUGGGUUGUCGAGCUUUUCUGGGCCUUCUCUAUCGUCUUGGAAGCGGUGUGCGUGUUGCCUCAGCUUCUGCUCCUUCGCCAGACCACUGUUCCCACCGUGAUCGACUCUUACUACCUCGCAUGCCUUGGCUCCUACCGAGCACUCUAUAUUCUCAAUUGGAUGGUGCGAGGCUUUGGGUCGGAGCACCAUUGGGAUCCCAUUGCGUUGGUAUUUGGUAUCAUCCAAACCGCUUUCUAUGUUGACUUUGCCUGGGUGUACUACUCCCGCCAGCGCGUGAAGUUGCGCAACGGUGGGGUGGUUGACUCGGAUGAUUUCAGCAAGAGCUGGCUCGUGAAUCGUGUCGUGAACUUCCGUGCCCGGCGCACGUCGACCGACGAGGAGCAGUACCUUCGGGAGGACGAGAUUGAGGGAGAUGGACGGACCAACACUAACCGAUGGGGUGUCCGUGGUAUCUCUGUCGCGGCCGAUGAUACUCUGGACAACUCUGGUCGUGGAGAAAACCACGACGAUGGUCUCGAAGGGCUCUCUGACGAUGAUCUUGAUGCUGCUCCGGCCCGUGGCCAUUGA
This is a messenger RNA of Penicillium argentinense, 966 nucleotides long. RefSeq names its product ER lumen protein-retaining receptor. Gene Ontology annotation, biological process: endoplasmic reticulum to Golgi vesicle-mediated transport; protein retention in ER lumen. The transcript has 3 exons. The record is from RefSeq and is a predicted model, not a curated record. Gene Ontology annotation, cellular component: endoplasmic reticulum; membrane; cis-Golgi network. Gene Ontology annotation, molecular function: ER lumen protein retrieval receptor activity. The coding region runs from base 1 to 966 and encodes 321 amino acids. Lineage: Eukaryota; Fungi; Ascomycota; Eurotiomycetes; Eurotiales; Aspergillaceae.